Messenger RNA from Exophiala mesophila, 1231 nucleotides. RefSeq lists its product as uncharacterized. Gene Ontology annotation, cellular component: cytoplasm. The record is from RefSeq and is a predicted model, not a curated record. The transcript has a single exon. Lineage: Eukaryota; Fungi; Ascomycota; Eurotiomycetes; Chaetothyriales; Herpotrichiellaceae. Bases 146 to 1231 code for a protein of 361 amino acids.
GCCACAUCAAACAUCUCGAUUCACCUAUACUUAGUACUCCCAGCCAACCAAGCAUUCGAGAAAGUCCAUCCAAAACCAACACUUGAUCCCCAAAGUUACCCAGAUCUAGAUCCCCACACCCCCGUUGACCACAACACCAACGACAAUGAUCAUCCUCAAAGAACACGAUGUCGUAUCCCUCCUCUCCAACCUCACACCCAUCGAAACACACCAACUCCUAUGGCGCUUCCAAGGAAUUCUCAAACGCUACACACAGAACCAAAUUCUCCCACCCAAAGAACAAAUCAUCCACCAACCCGAACGAGUAUCCAUCACGACCAAAACCGGCAACACCACACUAUUCAUGCCCUCAUCACUCACCACAACCACGGGAAUUAAAGUCGUGACCGUCCCAACCUCGGGCAUCAUCAAGGGUUCAAUCAAUGUAUUCGCACCCGAUGGCGAACUCAAGGGCGUUCUCAACGCCGGGGAAAUCACUGCUUUUCGCACUAGUCUUGCCGUGAUGAUCCCCUUUGUUCGAUAUUCCGGAUCGAAAUCAAAUAUUGUUGUUUUCGGUGCGGGGAGACAGGCCGAGUGGCAUAUUCGGUUGGCGUUGUUACUUGCUGCUCAUGACAAUGCAGGCGACGACACUACUACUACUAUAGGUGACCGUAUCCGUCAUAUCACGGUAGUCAAUCGAAACGAUCCGGGAAGAUUAGGUCCGAUUGUGGACGAGUUGAGACAACGGUACAAAGACGUGACGUUUGAGUUCUUAUUCAAGACCGACGACGCAUAUACCAGCAAAUUGCGAGAUACGGUCGGUGCGGCAGAUGUGAUUUUCGGGUGCACGCCAGCAACGGAGCCGCAUUUCCCAUAUGAAUAUCUUCUCACCACGCGUGAUCACGAUGGUGGUGUCAAGGCACGUCGAUUCAUUGGUUUGAUUGGCUCUUAUAAACCCCAUAUGCAAGAAGUGGAUUCAAGGACUAUCUUGUCUGGUGAUGGUGGGAGGAUAUAUGUCGAUACCAUCCAUGGGUGUCUGGUUGAGGCGGGCGAGUUGAUUAUGGCCAAUGUCACAAAGGACCAGUUGGUUGAGGUGGGUCAGUUUCAAGGUCAAGAUGAGGGUCCUUUGCCGGAUAAAGGGAAUGUUAUCUUCAAGUGUGUUGGUUUGGGUAUCAUGGAUCUAUUCAUGGCGGAUGAGUUGUUGGCUUUGGCAUCUGAUAAAGGCCUUGGGUUGGCUAUUAAUGAUUUCUAA